This is a messenger RNA of Platichthys flesus (European flounder), 2000 nucleotides long. RefSeq names its product gap junction protein alpha 10 b (gene gja10b). Gene Ontology annotation, biological process: cell communication. The record is from RefSeq and is a predicted model, not a curated record. NCBI's taxonomy places the organism in Eukaryota, Metazoa, Chordata, Actinopteri, Pleuronectiformes, Pleuronectidae. Gene Ontology annotation, cellular component: connexin complex. Bases 156 to 1559 code for a protein of 467 amino acids. The transcript has 3 exons.
GUCAGCUACACUGCGCAGAGGGGUCUCGUCUGUCUUCAAGGGAUGACAGUCGAGCUCAGACGUCCCUCAAAUGAAUCUGCUCUUUUACAGUGGCUUCACACUGAAGCGCCAGAGAUAAGAACCCUAGAAAGCAUCUAAUAAUAAUGUGACCGGAGAUGGGGGACUGGAACUUAUUAGGAAGCAUUUUAGAAGAGGUCCACAUCCAUUCCACCAUUGUUGGGAAGGUAUGGCUCACCAUCCUCUUCAUUUUCCGGAUGCUCGUGCUCGGUGUUGCAGCUGAGGACGUGUGGGACGAUGAGCAGAGUGAGUUUGUUUGCAACACAGAGCAACCUGGUUGCAAGAACGUCUGCUACGACCAGGCUUUCCCCAUCUCCCUCAUCCGCUACUGGGUCCUUCAGAUCAUCUUUGUGUCCUCUCCAUCUCUGGUCUACAUGGGUCAUGCCUUAAACCGUCUGAGGACCCUGGAGAAAGAGAGGCACAGAAAAAAAGCUUGUCUUAAAGCUGAGCUGGAGGGGACAGACCCCAUCCAGGAGGACCAUAAGAGGAUCGAGCGAGAGCUCAGGAAACUGGAUGAACAGAAGAAAGUAAGGAAAGCUCCCCUCAGAGGCUCCUUGUUGCGCACAUAUGUUUUCCAUAUCUUGACUAGAUCUGUGGUGGAGGUGGGUUUUAUUAUAGGUCAGUGUGCUCUGUACGGCAUUGGGCUUUCUCCUCUGUACAAAUGUGAGAGGUUGCCUUGCCCCAACAGUGUUGAUUGUUUUGUGUCACGACCAACAGAGAAGAACAUUUUCAUGGUCUUCAUGCUGGUUAUUGCUGGAGUUUCUUUAGUCCUCAACCUCCUGGAGAUUUUCCAUCUGGGGGUGAAGAAGAUCAAACAAAGCUUGUACGGAUACAAAUAUGGAGAUGAUGAAAGUGUGUGCAGGUCAAAGAAGAACUCCAUGGCGCAGCAGGUGUGCGUGCUCUCUAACUCCUCACCACAGAGGUUGGUGCAGCUCACACAGUUAACCUGCCCUGGUUUGCCUGAUGCUCUCGGGGAGACUCAGGAGCAUACCCAUCACAACCCUGCACAGAUGUAUCUGCAAAGCCAAGCUGACAUCCAGUGUCUGCAGCAGCUGGGGGCUGUGGAGCGGCGCUUCACUCUCGAGAGCAGGAAACCCUCAUGUAGCAGCGAUGAGUCGAAUGGACGUCGCGGCUCAGGCCAGCCGCAGUAUGCAGGGCCCCGACCCACAGUGAUGGUUGGCCACAUGGAUAUCGCCGCAGCCCUGAAGAACGCGCAGAGGAAGCAGAGCAAGGUGAGUGUUUUUAAGGAGCUCAGUGACACGAGCGAUUCUCCGGAGAGCGACCACUACCCCACAGCCAGGAAGUGCAGUUUUAUGUCCAGAGGAAUGUCGGAAGUCCAGCUGGCUUCUCCAUCCGACAGCGCCGACUCUCAGAGCGGAGCAGACCUCGAGGCUCAGCACCUCAACCAGGGAGAGAGUCCGAUGGUGACCCCACCUCCAUCCAGUGGGAGGAGGAUGUCCAUGAGCAUGAUUCUGGAGCUGUCUUCAAUCAUGAAAAAGUAAAGUGCUAAGGAACAUUUUGGGUCCGAGCCAGAGGAGGAGUUAAAGGAGGGGAUUGAGGAUCCUGAUUGCAAAGCAAAUAUCCUGUCUCUCAGCUGCAGCUGUGCAUUUCCACAGUAUGUUUAUACAGUAUGUAUCGUGCAUGAGCAAAUGCUUCAGUUAAAUUUCACAGAAUGAAGAUGCCUAAUAAUUAGCUUCACACCGACGCUGUCUCCAGCAACAACUCAUAAAAUGAGGCAAAAAGUCUUGACAGAAGAUUGUAAAUACAGAUUGUGGAAUUGGUGACCACACAAAGAUGAGAGUUCUCUAAACUGGUCUUUAUGGUUUAUCAUACUGAAUGAGCUGCAGAAAAAAAGGAUAACAUUGUUUAUAAAGACGUCUGACAAAUUUGAGCUGUUAUUGCAUAUAUUUCUGGUGUCCUGUUGUUUUUUUCUAUUAAACUCU